Messenger RNA from Macrosteles quadrilineatus (aster leafhopper), 2479 nucleotides. Its product is annotated as ERI1 exoribonuclease 3-like. Gene Ontology annotation, biological process: exonucleolytic trimming to generate mature 3'-end of 5.8S rRNA from tricistronic rRNA transcript (SSU-rRNA, 5.8S rRNA, LSU-rRNA). Gene Ontology annotation, molecular function: nucleic acid binding; 3'-5'-RNA exonuclease activity. The record is from RefSeq and is a predicted model, not a curated record. Bases 674 to 1342 code for a protein of 222 amino acids. The transcript is spliced from 6 exons. Lineage: Eukaryota; Metazoa; Arthropoda; Insecta; Hemiptera; Cicadellidae.
UUGAAAGUUCAAGUUCACUUCUUUCAAAGUUUCACUUCAAAAUAUGUUAGGAUUCUUUACCAAUUUAUUUGUUUUAUGGUAACUGUAAGAAAAAUAUAAUGCGCUACUCGAGUGCAAAGUGCAAGGUAUUUCUCUCGAGUGAGUCAAUUGCUCACUAGUUGCACAAAUAACUAUUUCUUCUACUCGUUUCCAUUUGAGAUCAAGCAAGCAAGAUGGACUGAUGGAGGUACUUUUACAACACUUUGUGAUCUUGAUCUUGAAGCAUUAGAAGAAUUUAUUUCAAAAAAUGAAAACGAGGAACACAAAUAAAUAGUUAUGGAUUGAACGUUCAAGACCAACAAUCGAUGGAGCCAGAAAGAAAGGUGUUAAGUGUUUUGAAGUGAGGUUAGAUUAGGAAGGUAAAGGUUAGGUUACCUGUUAUUAUGAACCGACUCAUUAAUUUAUGCUACUUCCAGACUGUUUUUGCUCAAUUAAAUAGUGGGUGAAACACAAUGAAAUAACGAUAUCAAAAAUGCUCAAAACACACAUAGGCUAAAUGAUAAUUUUAAAUAAUUAAGUUAUGAAUUGACCUACAGAUGCAUAGCCUAUCUACCUACCUACACAGUGGUACAAGGAAAAGUAAAAGCUCAGGAAAGCGGCCAAAUCAAAAGUCCUUAAUCUUAUAUACAGAUAAAUGGCGAGAUAUCAUUCACUGCUUCAUUGGAGAAAACAAAUGCCAUCAUCAGGUAGUAUUACUAAAACUAUGAAGUUUGGAAACUUCCAAAAAAGGUACCAUUAUUUGAUAUUGGACUUCGAAAGUACUUGUGAAUACAUGGUUUCAUUGAAAAAUCAGGAGGUGAUAGAAUUUCCCUGUAUUUGGGUGGACUCAAAUUUGAAUGUUGUUUCAACGUUUCACAAAUAUGUGAAACCUGUAUACAACCCAGUUUUAACACCUUUUUGCACUCAACUAACUGGAAUUGUACAAGAAAUGGUUGAAAAAGAAGAAACAUUUGAUCAAGUGCUGAGUAGGUUUCUAACUUGGAUUAAGAAUACCGAGGCUACUAUUGGGAAUCAACAAACCAAAACCUUUAUAACCUGUGGCGACUGGGAUCUGAAAGUUAUGCUGCCUAAUCAAUGUAAACUUUCUAAAUUGCCUGUCCCACCAAUCAUGACACAUUGGCUUAAUCUAAAAAAGGUAUUUUAUGAAUACACUAAUUACUAUCCCAAGUCUCUGAAAGAUAUGUGUCACCAUCUUGACUAUAAGUUUACUGGAAGAGAACACAGUGGCAUAGAUGAUUGCCGAAAUAUUUUGGAGAUUUUGAGGAUUUUAAAGGCUAGACAUUCGAUUCUUUUGAGAAGCUAAUGCAAUUGACACUCUCACCAUAUUAUAUUGUACAUUUUUUACUUUCCCCCCCUAUACCAUAGUAUAUGGAGAAAGUAUUGUUAUCGUCAACAUUUUCGAGUUUGUAUUUUGAGUGGAUAUAUUCGUUUUGGGUCCCCCUGGACCCAAAAAAGUGGUUUUCGAAGUGAUGUCUGUGUGUGUGUGUGUCUGGAUGUGUACAGAGCUAGGGACUACACCCGUGGUCCAAUUUCGAUUAAAUUUGGUAUGUAGGUUCUAAUGCAUGGUAUCUCCAGGCGUUUUUUCAUUUUUUUGAAAUUUUGAUUUUUAACGGGGAUUUUCCCAUAAAAACCCUUAAAAAACCGGAAAAAUAGGAUUUUCUCAAAAAUGGCCCGAACGGUUUUGAUAAAAAUUUAGUAUGUUGUAGCCCUUUACAUUCUGAACAAAAUGGUACAAAUCCCAUUUCUGUAAAUAUUACGGUUCAAAAGUUAUUGUAAAUUGUGUUAUUUUCCCAUAAAACAACGAAAAAUAGGAUUUUUGAACAAAAUCCGGUUUUGAUUUAACGUAGUAUGUUAUGGUCCUUACAAUUUUGAUAGCUUUUUUCAUUUUUUAGAAAUUUUUAUUUUUAAUGGGGAUUUUCCCAUAAAACCCCAUAAAAUAACGGAAAAAUAGGAUUUUCCGAAAAAUUGGCCCAAACAAUUUUGAUAAAAAUGUUAUAUGUUAUAGUCCUUUAAAUUCUGAACAAAAUUUUACAAAUCCCAUUUCCAUAUAUUUACUCUCACCGCUUACACAUAGAUAAAGGUUGUUGACAAACUUAUGGGAGAAAGUAUGCGUCAGAAUGCUGAUACAGUUUAUUAUAGUAGUAAUUUUCUGUAUGUUCUAUAUGUGUUUUUUAUAUAUUCUAUGUGUGUGUUCUAUAUAUUCUAUAUGUUCUAUAUAUUCUAUGAGUGUGUUCUAUGUGUAUAUACUUUUUGUAAGUAAACCGAUCAGAUUCAACCAUCUCAGUUCAGAUUUUACAAUUGAAAAGUUUCUAGCCUAUUUCUUUAUUUAGUAGGGCUCUGAUAAGCGGGACUUUAGUGUAUGUAUAAAAAAACUAAGCUAUUAAUUUUAGUUUAAGUAUAAAUUUAGCAUACCUGCCAAUGUAUAUUGUUAAAAGUAUUA